Molecule: messenger RNA, 994 nt
Organism: Galdieria sulphuraria
Lineage: Eukaryota; Rhodophyta; Bangiophyceae; Galdieriales; Galdieriaceae
Exons: 2
Coding region: 10-297 (95 amino acids)
Source: RefSeq, a predicted model, not a curated record
GCUUAAACUAUGGUAUCUUACUUCUCAACUUUGGAAACUGUGAAGGUUCUAAAACAAACCUUCAUCAGCCAGAGACCCGAUGUGAUUGGUAAAGGAGAAAGAAAUGUAGUCAGAUUGAAAAGUUUUGGUAAAUCCUGCACCAUCAAUCGUUUUCAAACAGUUAUCUGUCGCAAUGAUUUAGACAAAAGGUAUGUUUCUAGUACCUGGAAAAUCUUGUUUGGAAGGAACUUUGCUGAGAUGUGGAAUGCCCUGGCAGAUAGUAUUGUUGCAAAAGAUUACUAUCACAUAUUCAAAUAGAUAGUUAGUUAUGUAUUCUUAUCACAUUGACAUUGUUGCAAGAUAUUGUAUAAUUCCAUUGCAGUAUGUUGUCCACAUAGGAAUGCUUCAUGUUGAGUCAUUGGCUCUACACUCAAACGUACCUGACUUUGAGUCAUCCAGAAACUUUCUUGUGACUACUACUCUCCUCAGGGAAUGUUAGAUUGAGUUUUUACUAUGGCUACUCCGGUAUAUUUUGAUAUAUGCAAUAUUUGGAUAGUCAACAAACACAAAAAGUUAUAACCUCAAACUUUGCCAUUCAUUGACUGGGUCUACACACAAGUGCCAAGGAUUAUAUCGAGUCAGUGAGUAUUAGAAAACAUACAAAUAGGGACACAAUUUACGGGGUAAAGUUUAGAGUACUGUUAAAGUAAAGGAGCUCAUAGAGAGAGUAUCUCAAACGGUUGCUGAAAGAUUGAAAGCUGCAAAGAUCGUCCCUUUCCAGAUUCAACCCUAUAGUUCUCUUCAAAUGAAAGUCAACAGUGAAAAGUUAUAAGAGUAUUCGUUAAUAGCACUGUUAGAUCAUUUAUGUUUCUAGUUUCCAAAAAAAGAAGAAGAAGCAGAGCAGUCUUUCUACUACAAGAGCUUAAGUUCCAUUGUUUCCUAAUUUUUUGUUUUAAAAUUAUCCAUUCGAAGAACCCACCACUUGUCAUCAUAACAAGCUAAAUGUACAUCGGCA